Molecule: messenger RNA, 2337 nt
Organism: Marasmius oreades (fairy-ring Marasmius)
Lineage: Eukaryota; Fungi; Basidiomycota; Agaricomycetes; Agaricales; Marasmiaceae
Exons: 25
Coding region: 1-2337 (778 amino acids)
Biological process (GO): transmembrane transport
Molecular function (GO): oligopeptide transmembrane transporter activity
Source: RefSeq, a predicted model, not a curated record
AUGGCUCUCCCGACGCUUCACGACGAGGCUAAGCUGUCUACAUACGACGAGAAGGACCAUCCCAGCCCGACAGGAUCUUUCGACAUCGAAAGUAAGGGACCUCGUCUCAACAAUGGAAACAUCGGCAUCGACACCGAGGUCGAGGAGGUGUAUACUGAAGGCCCCCGCCUUAUCGAUAUGGGCGAAAAUGGAAAAGAGCGGCCCAUUGACACCGAUGCCGACUAUGCCCUCCGUCUUGUAUCUCUUGAGGACGACCCCACCCUCCCGAUAUACACUUUCAGGACUUGGAUUUUGGGACUUGGCCUAUCAUGCUUCGGUGCUGUGCUAGGACAGAUCUUCUACUUCCGCCCGCAAACAAUCGAUGUUAGCGUCCUCUUCAUCCAGAUUUUUUCUUACAUCCUCGGGAAAAUCCUCGAGGAAGUUCUUCCUGGUCCCAACCACCCCUCCCCUCGAUUACGGACCUCCGAUAACUGGUUCUGGAGGUUCAUGAAUCCUUCUCCAUUCAACAUCAAGGAACAUGUUGCCAUUACGAUCAUGUCCUCGACGGCCGCCUAUGCUGCGAAGGCCAUCAGUAUUUUCGCUGCUCAGGACCUUUACUACAACGUUCGCCCCAACGCAGUUGUCCCAAUCUUCACUUUGAUUUCCACUCAGUUGAUUGGAUACGGGAUGGCUGGUAUCUUGCGCAAGUUCUUGGUUUACCCAACCUUUGCCGUCUACCCGCAAUCGAUGCCUACGGUUCAGCUCUUUGAUGCUCUCCAUCGUGGCCACUCAGUUUUAGCUCAGAAGAAACGGGUCAGGUUCUUCUGGCUGGUUUUCAUCGGCAUAUUUAUAUGGGAAUGGUUCCCCGAAUACAUUGCCCCAACCUUGACCGGUAUCAGUAUCUUCUGUCUGGCAAAUCAAGAUUCUGCGUGGUUCACUCGCAUUUUUGGUGGUGCCGCCGGUAACGAAGGUCUGGGAAUGUUCUCAAUCUGUUUAGAUUGGGUGUACGUCGGAGCUAGCGGUGGUUCAAUUGGUGCUCUCUUCACGCCGUUAUCCACUCAACUUUCUUUGUACGCUGGGUGCGCCGUUUGCAUAAUCGCGUUCUGUGCUUGUUUCGCGACGAACACUUGGAACGCUCAGAACUUCCCUUUCUUGUCUCAACUCCUCUUCUUCGAGAACGGUACGGAAUACGACCAGCUUGCGAUCUUGACCGACAGAUACGAGCUCGACUACGAAAAGCUUGAGCAAGUUGGCCUUCCUUGGUAUGCCGCCUCUCAACUGCUGUACAAAAUUAGUCGAACGAUGUACAUCGGCGCCGCUGUGACUCAUUUCUUGCUCUGGCAUGGCCCGAAGAUGUGGGAGAUUCUCUGGGAUCGUCAGGGAUGUAACGACCUUCACUACCAGAAGAUGAAGAUCUACAAGGAGGUUUCCAACUGGAUAUACUUGGGUCUUUUUGUCGUUUGUGCUGGAGUCGGGAUCGGAACAUCCUACGCUGCUCAAUCAGGGCUUCCUGCAUGGGCGGCAAUCAUUGCGCUUCUUUUUGCUUGGUUAUUUGUCCCUAUCGUUGGAACCCUAAACGCUACCGUCGGAUACGCUCCCAGUGUUGAGAACAUGAUUCAAAUGAUUGGGGGAGCUCUAGUACCCGGAAAACCAGUCGCCAAUAUGUACUUCACUGCCUAUGGAUACAUUCCAGUCGUACAGUCGUACAGGCUCUUCCAGGACCUCAAGAUCGGUCAAUACACCAAGCUUCCCCCGAGAACAACCUUCACUGUGCAAAUGGUUGGAACAGUUAUCGGAGGUCUUUUGAACUUUAUCAUCAUGACGACUAUCAUAUCAAGUCAGCGCGAAAUUCUCAGAGCUAUUCAGGGGUCGAACGUUUGGUCUGGUCAACAAGUGCAAUCCUACAACAGUGCAGCCAUCGCGUGGGGUGCUCUCGGUAAACCCCUCUAUGCUACGGGAACUCGGUAUGGCUUUGUCCCAUAUAUGCUCCUCGCCGGCCUCGGUUUCCCAAUUCCCUUCUGGAUCGCACAUAGGCUGUGGCCCAAGGUCGGAUUCAACCUCGUGUUUACCCCAAUUUUGGUCGCGGAGCUAGGAUACCUUUCCGUCGGAAUCAACUCGAGUGUCUUUACUACCUUCCUGCUCGCCGUCUUCUCACAGUACUACCUACGAAAAUACCGCGCCACCUGGUUCCGCAAGUACAACUUCUUGAUGUCUGCCGCGUUGGACGGAGGAACCUCCGUCAUGGUGUUUAUUUACACUUUCGCUGUGGGCGGUGGUGGCGGAACUGUGAGGCCGUUCCCAAUAUGGGCUUUGAACCCCAAAGGAAACCCGGACUACUGUAAACGCUUAACUGAUUGA